GAUUGUCUUUACCUAACGGGGUCAAAAUGGCGGCAUGCUGCAUGUGAAGAGGUCGAAACGAGAGCCGGCUUUAUGAUUGGAGAACAUGUAUAAAACGCCAUGUAGCAGACUGUCAGGUUUGGUUGGUUUAAGUGUGAAACAGAAAUUAGUUCAAAUUCUUCCCCGAUGUAACCAGACUGCUCGCAGCCUUAUUCAGCUGCACAGAAGAGAUCCAUCAAAUUGGCUGACAUACCAGCAUCUCAGCUUCCUGAAACGGCAGUAUGUUGCAAAGAACAACAGUGAGCUUCACCAACGUGCCAUCCCGAAACAGGCUCCUGUCUUGGCCAUUGUGGAUGAGAGAGAUGACAGCCUUGAAAGACAGUUGCAGAGAAUACCAACUAUUGAUCCUGUGGUCACAGAAAGUAUUCCACAGCCAGAGGAUGUCACCAGUAAGGCACAGCCUGAGCUAUACAACUUGAACUCCGCUGCAGAAGAUGCAACAGCACAGAAAGAUUCUGUGUCCAGUACUGUUGUUACUUCAGAUGAGACUCCACAUGUCCAGAUGGAGACGGAUCAGGCAAGGGAGGCACGUCUAGACAGACAAUGGAAGCAGCUGAAGGUUGACGUGUCUGACUUGCCAGAUAUCUAUGCCAGGCUUGCCAAAAUCAAACUCACAGCACUGGUGGUUACGACUGCAGCAGCUGGCUAUGCAAUGGCUCCUGUGCCCUUUGACCCUGUCAUCUUCUUCGUGGCGUGUCUGGGAACAGGCCUUGCCUCUUGUACUGCCAAUUCAAUCAACCAGUACUUUGAGGUGCCCUUCGACUCUAACAUGAACCGCACAAAGAACCGUCCACUCGUCAGAGGACAAAUCAGUCCCCUCCAUGCAGUGUCCUUUGCUCUGGCCUGUGGAGUUCCUGGAAUUGCUCUGCUCACGCUGGUGGUAAACCCCUUGACGGGCUUCCUGGGGACCCUCAACAUCUUUCUCUACACCUGUUGCUACACACCGCUCAAGAGGCUCAGCAUCGCCAACACCUGGGUGGGAGCAGUGGUGGGUGCUAUACCUCCUGUCAUGGGCUGGACGGCUGCCACAGGUUGUCUGGAUCUAGGUGCCUUGUUACUGGGUGGUUUCCUGUACAGCUGGCAGUUUCCCCACUUUAACGCCCUCAGCUGGAAUUUGAGGGAAGACUACUCCCGUGGCGGCUACCGCAUGAUGUCCGUCACCCACCCUGGCAUGUGCAAGCGGGUGGCCCUGCGCCACAGCGUGGGCCUGAUCGGCCUGUCAACCUUAGCGCCCGUGCUGGACGUAACCACCUGGACCUUCCCAGUGAUCUCCCUACCCAUCAACCUGUACAUCAGCUACCUGGCCUUCCGCUUCUACCAGAAGGGAGACCGCAGCAGUGCCCGCAAGCUGUUCUUCUGCAGCCUCUGGCACCUGCCCAUGCUGCUGCUGCUGGCACUGACUUGCAAGAAGCCUCGCAGAGAUCAGGAGGAUCCAGCUAUACCUCCAGCUUCUUUACCUCUCGCCCUGCAAAGCUAACUAGUUUCAUAGGUGCCCCAACACCAUUAGGACGUCUGAGACCCUUAUUUUAAGUGAGAUGUUCCCUCGGUGUCUCCUUAACCACUUGUUGUGUUUGGAGAGGGCUGGAUGACAGACAUAUUAUUAUAACUGCGUGUUUAAUUUGAGCCAGUGGUGCUCACUACAGAUCAGGAAAUGAGCUGGAAAUAAUUUGGAUCAAAAUAGUUGAUUUACAGAAAACACACUCAAUUAUUACAUCAGGUUGUAAUCAUUUCAAUGUGUGUGUACUGUAUAUGCUCUGUAUUUAUUUAUGAAGGGGCCCACCGGUUCCUCUCCAUGUUGUACAUGACUGAUGUUAAAUGUUCGUGUACUGUGUAAAUUGCUCCUAUGGAUCCACUCAGGCAUCACUGUCUGCGGAUUUGUCAUUGCAUUGUACAAAUUGCAAAAUAGAAGAAAAGUAUGUGUUCUUCAUGGUAUCAAAGAUUUACGGUUGAUUUUUCAGAGUAUGAAAAUAGGACAGAUAUGUAAACUGAAGCCACUUGGAUGCUGCACUUGAUGUCUGUUGACUGUUGUUCGACUUUCACCUGAGCCCAGUUACUUGACAGUUAAUAAGCCUCAUUGCAUUUUGCUACUCAGCAAACACACUGAUGGGUCUUCAUUCAUUUACAUAAUGCUUUAAUUCAACACGGUUCGCCUGCACCAAAAUGCAAGGGCAAAUGCUCUCUAACAAUAAACAUGUCAUGAUUGUA
Micropterus salmoides (largemouth bass) is the source of this 2244-nucleotide messenger RNA. RefSeq names its product protoheme IX farnesyltransferase, mitochondrial (gene cox10). Lineage: Eukaryota; Metazoa; Chordata; Actinopteri; Centrarchiformes; Centrarchidae. Bases 86 to 1516 code for a protein of 476 amino acids. The record is from RefSeq and is a predicted model, not a curated record. Gene Ontology annotation, cellular component: membrane; mitochondrion. The transcript is spliced from 7 exons. Gene Ontology annotation, molecular function: protoheme IX farnesyltransferase activity. Gene Ontology annotation, biological process: heme biosynthetic process.